Molecule: messenger RNA, 810 nt
Organism: Metarhizium robertsii ARSEF 23
Lineage: Eukaryota; Fungi; Ascomycota; Sordariomycetes; Hypocreales; Clavicipitaceae
Product: pre-mRNA-splicing factor ATP-dependent RNA helicase prp43
Exons: 2
Coding region: 1-810 (269 amino acids)
Cellular component (GO): intracellular anatomical structure
Molecular function (GO): RNA binding
Source: RefSeq, a predicted model, not a curated record
AUGGAUUCUAUCACACGCAACCAGGUUACCGCAGCCCAAGGCCACCUCGCUGCGAAAUGUCCCGUAGACCCAAUCUGGUACCGUGCUAUUGAAGUCGGUGCGAAGCUUGGCUGCUGUAUGGAAAUGGUCGAUAUUGCGCUACUAUGCAGCUCCCAGGCGUCCAUUUUCUUGCGUCCAGCUCAAUACCAGCAGGCUGCAGACUAUUUAAUGAAGUCCUUCCAACACUCGCUAUCCGACCACCUUACCCUCGCAAACGCCUUUAAUGCCUACAUGCAAGUACGCCAGUUGCAUCAGCAAGAAGGAGGCCCAAAGUUCGACCUUGCCGAGUGGUGCUCCCGUUUUUUCUUGAAUAUUCAGGCGCUAGAAGCGGUCUAUCUUCAGCGACAAGAACUCAGGUCGUUCAUGGAAAGCCAGGCCAAGUUCGCCCCCACCCACGCAUCGGUUCAGGAUAUGACAUGCGUACGGAAGGCUUUAGCAAUCGCUUUCUGCACGCACACUGCGAUCCAUCAUUCCGGCGAUGUGUACCGAACGGUGCAUGAGAAUACCUCGGCACUUUUGGCACCACUUAGCUCUCUGGUGGGUGGUGAUUACGAGUGGAUCGUGUACACAACGCUCCGCACAUCAGGAGGGAAGCAAUAUCUGGAGACAGCUACGGCAAUCAAUGCAGAAUGGCUUGUGGAUCUACCUUUCUUCCAGGAAGCCCGUAUGCCGACAAAAGGGAACGGGUCACUGAGACAACCCCAAGUCAAGCGUUCCCUCGACGAUGCGAAGGCCAGAAAUCGAACUGCCCAAGGACAGCUAGCACCAUAG